Messenger RNA from Babjeviella inositovora NRRL Y-12698, 4196 nucleotides. RefSeq lists its product as uncharacterized. NCBI's taxonomy places the organism in Eukaryota, Fungi, Ascomycota, Pichiomycetes, Serinales. The record is from RefSeq and is a predicted model, not a curated record. Bases 14 to 3736 code for a protein of 1240 amino acids. The transcript has a single exon.
UCCUUAGCUGCUCAUGAGUGCAAGACGGAAGGACUUGAGCCGCGUAGAGUCUGGGUCUUCGACCCGAUCCAAGAUAGAACCGAUCUUUACCCAGGUGGAUGACUUGGACCUCUACGACGCCUUAUUGCGGGUCACGAUUUUGAACUACCGGACGGAACCCCGCUACAAAAACCCUACGGUCGUUAAAAAGGCGGCGGCGGUGACAAUUCCCACGGAACCCGUCAAACUCCCAGCAAACUUCUUCACGCUCUUAGAAAAGGCAUUGAAAGCAAUCGCGAUGAAGCUCUACGCGAUGAAGAUCGACGACCACACGCGACGCUCGCUCUUACGCUUCUACACCGACACACAGCUCUUCAAUGAAGGUGAGCGCAAGAAGCUUGAGCGGCGGUUCGUGACACAGCCGCCGGAGGACUUGAUUGUAAUGUUCAUCAAGGCCGCUAACACCGCCACAAAGGAAUUGGAGGCCUCUGGCACUAUUGCAGAUCCCAAGAACUUGGUGGUGAAACACACAGACACGUUCAUCAAGAUCUUGAUCCAGAUUGUGCAGUCCACGGGGCCGAACGGUGACGCGGUGGUACGUAAGUUGCGCGAAUACGGCCAGAAAUCCACCGCGCGCGCACCCGACGCGGUUGAGUACAAAUUUGUGGCGCCAACUUUCAACACAGAGGACAUGCGCGCGCUCCCCACGCUCUGCACUGUGUUCGGCCUCUCAAAAGACAAGGUCCACAUGGACGUGAUUCUGUUGAAGAACUAUGUAACCGAAACUGCGUACAUCACAGAUUUGAACCAGGUGUUGACUAAGGCGCGUAAAGACGUGGGGGUGUACAGCCCCCAGGACUUCCGCUCUACCGCGGCGUACGUGGACUGGAACGAUGCGGAGAUGAAGGUGCUCCAACAGGAGAUUGAGCGGUUUACGCCGCAUCCAAAGCAGAAGAGGCAGCAAGUUGCGCUGCUCAAGGCGGGGGAGAAUUAUUACGUAUUGCCAAGAUCGCCGCGCGACUUUCUUUAUUCAUUGAUUGUGAAGCUCCUAAGUAAAAGCGAAGGCUCAGACGCAGCAUCCUCCAAUUCUGAUGAGAUCCUUUCCCCCACAGACAUGACGUACAUCUGUGAAGUCGCGCGGUGCUGGCGUGUGGAUGCAAGCAUGCGCGCGUGUCUCAUCCAUUGCGCCGCGAAUGCGACGCUCCUCAAUCCUGCGAGCCCUUUGGACUUUGACGCCAUUCAUACAGUGCUUCACAGCGUUCGUAUAGCCUUUGGCACCACAGAGCUCUCCCUAGAAGACGAGCUAGCCUGGUUCGAGCGUCAGCCUAACCCAGUGACGGAGGCGAUGGCUGCGAACUUAACACAGAACUACGGCCAGGUGAUGGAAGUUGUCAAGCGCGACAUCAAGAUGCUCCUAGAGAGCGAUGUGCUAGAUGACUAUGUCGCCGCGUGGGGAAAAAUCCGCUACGACGUGUUCUUUGACUCGCGUGCGGUGCAGAAGUGGACACGGCGCAUCGCAAAGAAGGUUGAGAAGGUCACCAUCGAGUUGUACAAGACGUUCAUUGACGAGAUUUUGGCGGAACCCAACCUCCAGAUCACGCAUGUGUUUUCGUUCUUCUUACAAAUCGUUGAGUAUAUCGAUACGACGGAGCGCCGCUUUGCAAAGCCGUUCUUUGACGUGGACGUCGCAGCCAUCACCAAAGAGUCCAUGACGGCCUGGCUCGGUGAGCACGCGCAGACGACGUUGGGGCACGUGUGCAAGAACGCAGAGAUUUCGAUCGACGACGCGCUAAAGACAUGCUUCGUGCUCGAAGACUUGCGUGCAAUCCACGGUGCGGUAUCACGUGCGGACUUUGGUUUCAAUAUUGAAGCGUUUUUCCUCCCUUACGCUGAACGGAAGGUGGCGGCAGAGGUUGGAUUGUUUCGCGAGUGCGUGGAAAACGCGGUGCGCCAAGACAACUUGACCGCAGAAGAGGUUCCAUACAGCCCGUCCAUCAAGACUAUCUUCGAGAUGAUUGCACGGUUGAAGAAGAAUGUCACAUUGUUGCAGUGGAAAAACCGCUACCAUGUGGCAAAAUUGAACACCCAAUUGUUAAAGGGGAUCACUGAUGGCAUCACCUACUAUUCGGAUAAGAUGUUUGAGAUGAUAGUGGAGGACUUGGAGGAGGGGGCUCCGCUUUUGACCGACUCGGUCAAGCGCAAGAGUGGUAUCAACAACUGGUUUGCCGAGGUGACGAGCGUGGUGAAUGGCAUGAACACCGUCGCAAUCGAGGGCGUUGCCCCGUACUCCUUCAGACACCGCACGUGUGUGGCGGUAGUGAAUCUUGCGACGGCAUUGCACCGGUUGGAGGACUUGGAGCGCGACUUUAAUAUCGAGCGCAUCUCGCGUACGGUCGAAGAAAACGACCCGCGCGCCCGCACCAACUUCACCAGCCAUCUUUUCACGCUCCGCAUCGUGCGCGCCACUGGUUUGGCGCCUAAAGCGAACACGACCCCGAACCCGUACGUGACGCUUGCCGACACCAACGCGCGCCGUCGCAUCUGCCGCACCAAGACCGCCAGCCGGACCGUAUACCCCGAAUGGAACGAGGAGUUUGAGAUCAUCCUUCCAGCGGACGGUGAGGUGGUGGUGUCGGCCACAGUUUGGGAUGAGUCUUCCCGCGGCAGCGAUGACAUCUUUGGCCGCAACACGUUCACGCUCCAACCGUCACGCUUCGACAACGACGGGAUCCCGCGCGAGAUGAUCCUCCAGCUCGAUAGCCAGGGAACGUUGGUGAUAGAGGCUGCCAUGGAGAGCCAGCGUCUCGACGCCAUCUUCUGUGUGGGUAAGACUCGUAGGGCUCUCUCCCGUAACAUCGAUCGCGCUAUUAAGCUCAUUGUCGAAAAGUUCCAUGCGCCAAUUGCCAGCACCUUCUCGCGUGCGACACUAAAGACGGUGUGUGGCGCCAAUGGCACGACCGGUGCGGAUGAUGCGGCUAAGAAUCGCGCGCUCCAGGGCUUGUUCGCAUACCUAGGCGAGAACCUUGCGGUGUUGAACGACUCGCUCACGCGCGAGCUCUUGCACAAGACCAUGUUGGUGAUGUGGCUGGUAAUUCUCGCGCAGGCAGACGCGCUUUUGUUGCCGCCGUUGCACUCGAAAUAUCUCCUGGCGAGCGCAAACGCAUUGUCGUGGUCGUCUGUGAGCAGCGCCGUGGCGAACGUGGCGGCUACGAAUGGCAUUGCCGGCUACGGGCGUCCAUUGUCCGCGUUGGAGAUGGAGACGAUCCUCUUCUGGCUCGAGGACUGCAAGGAGUCGUUCCACCAGGACGGCCAUGGCCCCCUGAUCAAGGAUCUCAAGACGGAAAAGUACCAGAUGCUCCUCUUGGCGACCGCGUUGCAUGACCAGUCGACGCAGGAGUUGCGUCGCGAGGUUGAGGAGUUGGCCCCAUCGUUUGCCAAGUUGCUUAGAGAAAAGAACUUUGUGCAAACGGGCAAGGAGCCGUCGCGCGUGUUCUCCAUCGCGCGCUCGCGCACCAUCAUGGCGCAUGGGACGAUGAAGGCACGGAAGAAGGCGAUUGCAGAGGCGGAAUUGGCCAAGAGCGAUCCCACGUCGCAGAACGCUGCGAAGGAGGACAUUAUAUUGCGGAUCUUGAUAUCGAAGAAUGACAAGGAGUUUGUGUCGAAGCGGCUUGACCAGCGCGAGAGGCUCGCACAGAGCAUCAACACGGAACGUUUGGCUCGUGCUGCGAUGGGGAAGGUUGGUCAGGUGAUGCAAUAGACAAUAUAUGACUCAGGGGUUAUUACUGUAGCUGUUGGGCCAAAAGUUUCGCUGGUAAUACUAACAAAAUACUGUAGGAGUUGAUGCGGCUAAACUCAUUGAACUGAGAUGACGAAUGAGCUGAGUGAAUCACCCUUUUAUUGCUCAAAAGUGACUAAGUAAUGGUAUAUGCCAAAAUCUACGUUGUUGUUGCGCCAAAGCUUGACUCAGACAGAGCAUUCAGGUGGUUUGAUCCGCUGGAGAAGGUUUAGUUAGGUACAAGUUCGAUAAUAGACGUUGAUCGUGCAUACAUGAGAAGGAACAGGUCAUUUCCGGACUAGAUUUGCAAAACAGACAUUUUCAGAACGGUAAUGCCAUCAGUUUUAGGAUGCAUACCACCCAGAAUGCCGAUGCCCAGGGUAGAGACAUUAAGGUGCGCAUUUCCUUCGACGGAGUCUUACAGUAUGCAGAUACAUCCCAC